AGCUUUAUGACAUAAUUACACAAUUAAAUCCCAAACCUUAUAUAACUGAAUUAUCUUCACAGACCCUGUAUUCAUAACUUCGUUCGGUUGCAACAAGCACUUUUCGACUUCACUGUGGAAGUUAUAAUGAAACAUUCCCUUCGAAUAUACUGCAAAGUCGAUCAUGUAUUAAUGAGAAUCUUUGUAAGCGUCAAUGCUUUAUUUAUAAGCUCAUGAUUAAUAGCAAUGUGUAUGUAUAUAUAUAUGUAUGUAUAUAUAUAUAUAUAUAUGGCAUGACUUUAUUAUUUAUUAGUACACAUUGUGUGACAGUACAGUGAAAUCAGCUACAAUGGCAACAAAUUGAAAUUCCUUUCAAAGACAAAAAUGAAACACUUGGAAGUAAACAGAGUGUUGUGCUGUUUGUUGUCUGGAGUGAUUUUUUUUUUUAGGAGCCACAUUGCAUUUUAAGACACAUUGAAUUGUGACACGUUUAAAGUAUUUCAUUAUUUAGUGACAUGUGUGCACUAGAGUUCACUUCAUUUUGACACAUUAUCUGCAUGUCACUUGAAAAGUAGCGCACCCUUUAUUAAAAUGAUUGUAUAACACAAACAACAGGAGAAACCAUUAAACCCUGGAACUAUACUAAAGUAUUAACUUGGUGAUAUUCAGGGCGUUAUACUGUUGCUGUAAUAAAUUAGAUCAUGAUUCGUUUUGCAGGAGCAUAUAACAGGGAGGGCAGUGUGGGUAUGCAGUGGGUAGCGUUGCCGCCUCACUGCUCCAUGGUCCGCAAUUCGAACCUAGGCUCGGGUUACUGUAUAUAUGGAGUUUCACGUGGUCUCCCCGUGUCCGUGUGGGUUUCCUCUGGGUUCUCCGGUGUUUUCAGUUGAAUUUGGAGAAACCACUUGAAGCAUGCGUUGUGUUGAACAAUUCCGAUUGCUUUUGUUUGAUUUGUUCAUUGCAAACAGCUGAAAGUCUUGUCAAUUUUUACAAUAAACCUGAUGUGCAAUGGUUGAAUAAUUUUGAUUGCAACUAUAAUGCAUAAUCAGAUUUAUUUAUUUAUUUAUUUUUUUACCUAUCAUAAAGCUAAAUAACUCAAAUACAAACAAAUAAUGUCAGCAUGAUUUUAAUUGAUAUGAAACCGUUUGUUUUGUAACCUCUGGGUUCUGUGGGCAAGAAGAAGAAAUUAAAAAAAAGUCAGUAAUUAUGAUAGUACACAUUUGUCUAAUGUGAUUAAUAUUUGAAUGUUUGACGAGUGGACUCCAAAGCCCUAAUUUCGUACGAUCAAACUUUGUCAUGUAAUACCUUUUUACUGCACAGAGAACAAAGAAAUUUCAUUUGCGGAAUCAGAGUCGACUCCAAAAAUCUGCGGAAUCGAUUCCUCAACACCUGAAGUGCACAGGAUUAGGAGUCGACUCCAAACUCUGCAAUUGAACAGAAUCGUAUUUUAAGACCAGCCUCCAGCUGGAGCGUUUCCAGGGCAGCGCGCGUGCAAGUGGGCGGGGUAUUUCGGCCCCGCCCACAUCUCGCGCUCCCUGAAUAAUCCCGCGCUUUCCUCUCAGCUUCCUCAGCAUCUGUGAGUUUAAAGCCUGUGGGAAGGUGGAUGGCACACACACAGGUGGGUCACCUGGCCCUUACACUGGCUUCUCCCUGUGCUUUAACAGUUCUUGAGAAGGAAAGGUAGCAAUAUCUUAAAAAAAAAAAAAAAAAAAAAUCUCAAUAGUCAUAAUGGGAUCCAGCUCUUCGUCCUACGCUCCUAAAACCGUGUACCUGGACGUAGAUGGAAAAGUUCAGAGGGUCAUUUUCAGUCGACACUGCAGUCCAUGUGACAUCAGAGAGUUGCUUUGUACGUCGUCCAACAUCACCAGAAACACGCCUAUUCUUUUAGUAGACGCAGAGGGAGCACUGAUAUCUAUCGACCCCACCAUGCCUACAAACUCGCCUAACAACUUGUAUAAAGUAAUGCCCCAUUCCAGUCAAGGAGGAGAGAAAGAAGACAUGUUCCAGAAUGUUCUCUCCCAAGUGGCGGAGCAGUUCAGUCGGGCUUUCAGAAUAAACGAGCUGAAGACGGAGAUGACCAACAGGCUGGCCAUGCUGGAGAAGAGAGUCGAACUAGAGGGCCUCAAAGUGGUAGAGAUCGAGAAGUGUAAGAACGAUCUGAAGAAACUAAGGGAUGAGGUGACCUCUAGAGGCGGAGCAAGGGUGAACUGCAACUGCAAGUACAAUUUCACAGACGACGGGAAGAAACUUUCUCCCAGACGUGAUGUUCCAAGUUAUCCAAAGUACACGCUUUCCCAGGAGACUAUAGAGACUCUCAAGAAGCCCACCUUUGAUGUAUGGCACUGGGAGCAUAAUGAGAUGUUAAGCUGUCUGGAGUACAUGUAUCAUGAUCUCGGACUCGUGAAGGAGUUUAACAUGAACCCCAUCACCCUUAAGAGAUGGCUGCUGGCGAUCCAGGAAAAUUACCGUGACAACCCGUUCCAUAACUUCCGUCACUGCUUCUGCGUCAGCCAGAUGAUGUACGGAAUGAUCCACUUGUGCAACCUCCAGGAGAAGCUGACUAUGACUGACAUGUGCAUUCUGAUGACGGCAGCAGUGUGCCAUGAUCUCGACCAUCCAGGAUACAAUAACACGUAUCAGAUUAACGCUCGGACAGAGCUGGCUGUGCGCUAUAACGAUAUCUCGCCCCUGGAGAACCACCACUGUGCAGUGGCCUUCCAGAUCCUCGCCAUGCCCGAGUGCAAUAUCUUCGCCAACAUCGAACUCGAGUCCUUCAAACAGAUAAGACAGGCCAUUAUCACUCUUAUUCUAGCCACUGACAUGGCAAGACAUGGCGAGAUACUAGAUUCCUUCAGACAGAAAGUGGACAACUUUGACUUCACCAAUGAGGAGCAUGUCAAAUGUCUGAAGAUGGUCUUGAUCAAGUGUUGCGACAUUUCCAAUGAGGUGAGACCGACCGAGGUGGCCGAGCCGUGGGUGGACUGCCUGCUUGAGGAGUACUUCAUGCAGAGUGACAGAGAAAAGUCGGAAGGUCUUCCUGUCGCUCCUUUUAUGGACCGGGACAAAGUGACCAAGCCAACGGCACAAAUUGGCUUCAUCAAAUUUGUUCUCAUCCCAAUGUUUGAGACAGUCAUGAAGCUUUUCCCUCAGAUCGAAGAGAUCAUGGUGCAGCCGUUGCGAGACUCCCGUGACCACUACGAAGAACUAAAACAGAUUGAUGAUGCCAUGUCACAAGCCCAGAAGAAGAAAACAGAGAGCAUGUCAUUAGGAGGAAAGAAGAAAUAGACCCUGCUCCUUUGUCACAAAAAGAGAAGUUCAGCAUCUCAUGGCCGGAUGACGUAGCAUGGAUUUGUGCCCCUUGUGUCCUUUUUCUGAGAUGGAGUGGGGUUCUCCUGCCCAAGCCUUGCAAGCCUUGAACGCCCGUUCUGAGAGGACAGAUUUCUCCAUAUCAGAUAGAUAUAGUAAGACACCAUAUGUGAGAGGAGCCUUAAGAGGACAAUGAAUCGUUAGCGUUUCAAGAUUUUACAGCACAUUUUAUAAGGUAAGGUUGAGAACAUAUAGCGGGAGCAGAAAUUCAUUCACUUGUUUGAGGACGUAACAGCUGAAACGGUGAUUUCGUGGUGUUGUGAUAAAGGAAGAAUUUUAAGUAGUUUGUAAAAUAAAAAAUUAAGAAAAAAAAAAGCAAAUGUUGAAGUAUUAGCCAGCUGGCAUUUAUAUUUAUUUGUCUGAUAUUUAUAAAGGGAAAAGUUCACCUUUUUUGGAGUGUUGUUUGAUACAUUUGAAAGGUAUUAAAGGGAAACAAUCAAACGGUUUACCGAUCUUUAUAGAUAUUUAUAUACGUUUUUGACCCUCAAGAUGAAGUUGUUGUGUGAGGAAAAACAAGAAAAGUAGGAUGUGAUUUGUGAAGCCACGGUGCAUUCAGACAUCUACAAACACCCAUGAUUUGAGAGAGCGAAAGCUGAACGAGGCGUUUCAGUGUCUGAGCGUAUUUAGGCGUUUCCAAAUCAGUGGCGCACACAACUCAGUAAUUUACAUCAUAUACUUUUGUAGUGUUACUACAACUAAUAUUAUUGACAAGAUGGAAAAUGAGCAUGAGAGUUUAACUGCAAAUUGUGGCUCGAGUUUCACACCCAGGUUUACUUUCUUAAUAACAAGACACAAGUUUGAUUAUACAGAUCUGCCAAAGAAAUGAUCCUUUGAUGGAAAUUUAACAUUUAGCUCAAAGAUACCAUGGAAAACAAAACUCUACGGAUGUGCCUCGUUUUAUACGUACAUACAACCUGUUUUAAGAACUAAUCUCUUUUUAAAUAUGACGACCGAAGCAAAUUGAUUUACGUGAGUUGGGCUUUUAAAAGCUUUUAAACUUAUUUAUUUACUUAACCAGAAUGUCGAAUCCUCAAGGUACUAUAUUACGUUGCUGUUUUUUUGUUGUUGUUGUUGUUGUUUUUUGUUUUUUUGCUAUUAUGUUUAUGUUUCCAGUAUUUUUCAUUUGAAUCGUGUUAUAAGUCUUAAUUUAAAGCUCAACGUGUCAAAGCUCACACCAUGUUAUACAGGUCUGGUUAAUUAUGCAGUGAAUGCAUUGCAAGCUGUAUGAUAUUUACAUAUUUUCCCCAGCGGAGUAUAAAACCACUUGCAAAAUUGUUUUUAAUUUAUUUAUUUAUUUAUUUGACACAAAUUGAGAUAUGUUGGAGCUGAAAGCUCAUCGUCUGAAUUGGUUCUCAGGUAUGUGGCAUUACUUGGCAACACACUGAAAACUUACCUGAUGUUUUGUGUUGUAAUCGGCAGCGUUUUCUAAUGGCUGUGGGUUUUACGUGGGAAAUCAGAGUGGUCGAUUAUUUUACCGUAGCACGUGUAUUACUGUAAACGUGUGUUGAUUAAACGUGCUGGAAGUUUGAGUUGAAAUGUUGGCCAAGUUA
This is a messenger RNA of Ictalurus punctatus (channel catfish), 4892 nucleotides long. It is a transcript of the gene pde9ab, whose product is annotated as phosphodiesterase 9ab. The record is from RefSeq and is a predicted model, not a curated record. Bases 1705 to 3261 code for a protein of 518 amino acids. Gene Ontology annotation, molecular function: 3',5'-cyclic-GMP phosphodiesterase activity. NCBI's taxonomy places the organism in Eukaryota, Metazoa, Chordata, Actinopteri, Siluriformes, Ictaluridae. The transcript has 20 exons. Gene Ontology annotation, biological process: cGMP catabolic process.